This is a messenger RNA of Pristis pectinata (smalltooth sawfish), 834 nucleotides long. Its product is annotated as gametocyte-specific factor 1-like. Bases 129 to 728 code for a protein of 199 amino acids. Lineage: Eukaryota; Metazoa; Chordata; Chondrichthyes; Rhinopristiformes; Pristidae. The record is from RefSeq and is a predicted model, not a curated record. The transcript has 8 exons.
AAUCUCUCUGCCCAUCCCCCUCUGCUCACAUCACUGGCGGGAAGACGUUGCUAGGGGCGGGGUGACGGCGCUAAUUUUGUGUGGUGCUGUGCGAGGUGGCGUGGUCGGUGUUGGGGGAAGUUUGCAGAAUGAGCUCCGUUGACCCUGAAGACCUCCUGCAGUGUCCCUAUGACAGGAACCACCACAUCCGUGCCAGCAGGUUCCCCUACCACCUGGUCAAAUGCAGAAAGAAUUUCCCUGACAUAGCUCGGAAUUUAGAGUCCUGUCCUUUUAAUGCAAGACACCGUAUUCCAAAAGCGGAAAUGAAGCAUCAUAUCACCAAUUGUGUGGACAAGAAGGUCAUUGAGGAAGAGUUUGUUUGCAGUGCCCAAAGAAAGCCUUGUGACAUCCCUCAAAGUACAUGGCAGUGUCCUGCCCCUGAGGAAGACUGGGAGAAAGAUGAAGAUGAAUCUUCUGGCACAUUCAUCUAUGGCUACACCAACCUGAACAGAAACUGCAUCAAAGAAAGUUCCAUUUCAGCUUAUGAAAACAGCAACAAUAUCACUGCUGGGAUCAGAGCUCCUAAAUCUUUUCCAGAGCAGCUUUCAUCAUCAAGUACUCGUCUGGGAUCGAUUCCAUUUGUUCGUCCUUGGAGAAUUGGUACAGGUUCCAAAGUGAAGGAAUUGUCUGGUCUCCCACUGCAAUCUCCUGUUCCCUGUGUGGUUAAGUCAGUUGAGGAGAGCACCUGAAGGACAAGCAUCUAUUUUAAGACCAGAAAACUGCAAUUUCAAACACUGAUUCUAUUUUACUAUAUCUGUGUGCAACACUUAACAGAAUAAAGGAAAGUGAACUUUG